Vigna angularis (adzuki bean) is the source of this 911-nucleotide messenger RNA. RefSeq lists its product as uncharacterized. Bases 45 to 707 code for a protein of 220 amino acids. Lineage: Eukaryota; Viridiplantae; Streptophyta; Magnoliopsida; Fabales; Fabaceae. The transcript has a single exon. The record is from RefSeq and is a predicted model, not a curated record.
UAACCAAAUUAUACUCAGCUGACAUAAUAAAAAAAGGCAAAAAAAUGCAUAGUUUCUGCAGUUUUCCAAAUUAUAAAUUUUGUCUGAGCCAUUCUGUUGACUAUAGUUUCAUACCACUUGUGUUUUCCUUGGUGGAGUUUAUGUCUUCUUGCUAUUUCCCCUUCACUUGCCAAAAAAAGAUGGAGUUCAACACCCCAAUCUAUAAGAAAUCUGAGAUAAGGUGGAGCUCAGAUGAUCAAGGUGGCCCUGGACAAGUGAAAUCUUUUUCUUGUUCCUUCUGCAAGAGAGGAUUCUCUAAUGCACAAGCCCUAGGUGGCCACAUGAAUAUCCACAGAAGAGAUAGGGCAAAGCUCAAGCAAUCUUCUGAAGAAAGCUUGCUUUCGUUGGACAUCUCAAUCAAGACCUCAAGUGAUCACAGAAAUGACCCUUCUGAUUUGGAAGAGAAAAUUUUCUUUCGGUUGGGUUCUGGAGAAGAUCAGAAGCAUGCUAGAAAUCGAAAAAUGCCAUUCAAUUUCCCUCACAAAAGUGAUCAUGAUUAUGCAUCAGAAAGGGCCAUGUUCAUUGGUUCAGCAGAAAUUCCUCAUCAUCUUCCUUCUUUUGUUUUGGGGCAGCGAAUUGAAGAGAAGACAGCUGAUUUAGACCUUGAACUUAGGUUAGGCCUUCAUCCCCAGGAGACAGCAACAUUGAGCACUAGAUCGUUCUUUUGAAGUAGCGUUCCAAGUGUGGAAGAUCAGUGAAAAGUUGCUUUUAUCUCAUACCUAGCUCUUCUUCCCACUUAUAAGGUAAUUAAUUACGUUUAAGAAUUUAAUUUUGAUACAGUAUGGAUAUUGUUUUCACUCACAGUACUGCAUCAAAAUUAAAUUCUCUCUCUCUCUCUCUCUCUCUCUCUCUCUCUCUAUAUAUAUAUAUAU